AUGGUCAAAGGACCGCAAUUCGUCUCGAUAUGCACCUACAGCUAUACUGGCCCCGGUAGUCUACGCAAGACAAGAAGAAAACCUCAUUGCGACUCUGUCGAGGUGCGGAUGUGCAGUUCACAACCCUCAUGCAGUCUGUCUGCAUCCAUACUCCUGCAUGGAGCCACGGGACCUGCACGCGCUUGCGCAUUACUGUAUCCGCCUGAAAGUAGCAGUAACGGCGAGAAAUGUUCACUCAACACUACUAGCACGCCAAUCAACGUUGCGAGCCAUGCACCGUUGAAGCUACUCGGUGAAGGCUUCGUACAACGAGAAGCUCUUCAACUUGCGGACCCAGACAGGUUUACCUAUUACCAGAACUUUGCCGAGUCGAGCACAUUCUCGGAGAACGAUGCCGACGAGUGCAGUGAGUACGACGAUGGCUACGAGCCCAGUCAGAGCCAAUCUCUUGAUCGCCCUGGGAGGAUUCCCUGCAAUCUGGCGAUCCGCCUCGCAAAUCGAUCCAAUGGUCCGCCACUGGCAACGAUCAUGGAGCAACAUUCACGCUCUACCUUGAACUCACGUGUCUCCUUGCCCAGUGUCAGUUGUGCUACGUCUUUGCCUAAUUCCGAUCAUGUAUCUCCGCCAUGCACAUUUCAAAAAAUGCCGAACCAUGCAGAUGAUCCCGAGCUUUCACGAAUCGCAGAGGAUGUUUCUCCGGAACAAGAUGUCAGCACCAUUAGGGAAAGCAGGCUAGCGAAUGGGAGUGGGAGCACACCCCCGACAAUCAAGACUCCAAACCAGACGAGUGGGAUAGCACAAACACACACUACCGACUUUCACAUAGGUGACACAGAGCACUCGACUGGUAGCCAGAGGAUUUCGGCUUUCUUUUGCGAUGUUUUACAGAGUGUUCAGAACACAUCACGGGUCAGGUCGUCCCAGUUGAUCCAGACUACCAUGAUCAAGUCCAAAGACCGACGGGUGAGACCGGUCCAAUGCAGUCCGCGGAGCCAUGGAUACCAGUUUGACAUUGCUCAGACCACUUAUGACGAAUUGAGCAACCCGCGUCUUAGGAAUGGCUCGACUUCAGGCCCAUCGCUGACGCCUCUUGGAAAUUCUCAGAUCAGGGGUCGGCAGACACCUUCAUUAGCAAAUGUCAAGUUUUCAGCUGAAGCUGAUCCGCCCUUGCUCACAACUCUACCGCAUGAUUCUAAACUUAUGACCGAUAAUAGCCCUGUACCUCCAUUGCUGCCACCUUCGGUUGCAACGCGUUCAGAUGAACGAUUCGCUUCUGUGCAUCCUGUACAACCAACACCACGCGAUGGGGCGCACAAUGGCGACACGGCUAAAGUGCCAGCGAUCUUGAGCGAAAGGAUAUGUGAAAUGCUGGUUCACAACACGCCUGAAAGCGUGUCCGUCUACCCUGGGAACGCCGCUUCGCUUGCACAGUGCGAUCGCGCGAUCGAGUCCAGCCGAAAUGCCAGCUUCUGCAGCACCAUGUCUACAUCAUAUUCAGGGACGGUACUGGGUGUUGACUUGGACCUUGGACAUGAGCUUGUCGGCAUUCAGAACAUGCCCCACUCGCCUUCGCCCACGCCAAUCGCACCCCCAGUAUGGUUCACACCGCAAAUGGGAGAGCUCGAGGGACAAGCGUCCAUGUCGGAAUCUCCAGCGCAGGCGACGAAUGAUAGGACAAAUACUACCUCGCACUCUGUAAAGUCAUUCGCUUUAACGUCCCUACUACCCAUUGCAGCGGCAUCAGGUGUCGUCACCCCGAAUUACAACACGCCAAAGAUAUCCUUUUACUCUCCAUCUGGUAAUCUUAUCCAGCCUGAGAACAGUUCAUCGCCUGGAACAGGAUCUUCAGAAUUUAGUGGGUCUCCAACCAUGGCGACAUCCUACUUUUACAAUGUUCGGAGCACCCCCAUCCAUCCAGCACCACCAGUACGUCCGGCUCUGGUACCGAUGACAACUCCACCUGUGUUCUCAGCGCCAUUGCCUGCGCAUCUGCGACACCACCACAAUUAUCGACAUCCAGAAAAUUCGCAGAUCGUUUCCACAGAGUCCUUUGUCCUCCCUAGUCCGGUUGUGCGAGGCUGUGGCGGUAUCGUCAAGAGUCCUAGCUUCACGCCUCGUAGUGGUUCACGAAAUCAAUAUCCAAAGUUCAACUCUGGCUCAUAUCAGAAACAUCAUCGCUCUACCUGGUCCAUUGUCCACGACUUGAAGUUUGAAGCGAGAUUCUACAAAGCGGGCCUAAUUACCAAAGCCUGCAUGUUCCGCCGUCCUACAGCCAAGGGUGAUGUUCUCCACAAGCGCCGCGUUGUUAGCCAAUGCCCCGAACAAGAACCUUCCUCGAAUAACAGGGAUAGUGGCAGAAGCGGGGCCGCAACAAUAGUCGUUGAAGAAAAGGCCCGAAUGCGUCCAACGUCGCGUGAACAUGCUCACAGUAAACUGGGUCCUCUGGCAGGACACACCAUGCGGAUAUGUUUCUGUCAACCAUACGACGGCGUGGGAAGAUUGAAACACGAGGGUGCUACCGAUGCGCCAUGUAUUAGGAAAUUCAGGAGUGCGUCCGAUGGCCUAGACCAGGCAAGGCGAGCAGGAGAGAGGGACAGUGGCACGCAGGACUGCGAACUCCCUAAUGCGCGUGUUGUUGGCAAGCAGACGGAUUGCACCGGCCAGGGCGAGAAGAAGGCGGCAAUUGGCAGGACGAGUGUAGGGGCCAGGAUGCGAAGUGAGGAUGUGAAGGUGGUGAGUAUUGAGGUUGGUCUCCGUGUCGCGGCCAUGGAAGCGUAA
Messenger RNA from Plenodomus lingam JN3, 2778 nucleotides. RefSeq lists its product as uncharacterized. Lineage: Eukaryota; Fungi; Ascomycota; Dothideomycetes; Pleosporales; Leptosphaeriaceae. The record is from RefSeq and is a predicted model, not a curated record.